UGGUAUUGCUAAGCCUCGUCUCUUGAACAAACCUCUUGAGCCGCACCUUCUUAUCUCUUCUCGUCUCAUCUCAACACUUUCCUCUCUUUCGUUUCGCUUCGUCUGAGUUCUCCUUUCAAUCUUCUGCAGGAAUCCUGCAAGUUCUGCUGUAGCAGAUUCCAAGGUGAAGGUGUCACGUUGAAGUUUCUUUCAUGUUUGAACGGGCAAUUAUCCAUUUUGGAGCAAUUGAGUUGCUUGGAGAUUGUUUUUCGUCGUCUAGAAAAAAGAACAGGCCCUUACCCAGAAGGCUUAGCUGUAUGCAUCGUGCGCCAUACCAGGAACAUCCUAAGCUUUGUUGUUGGUGUUUGCAUCCCACCAUUGCUGAAGGAGGGUCUUUGUGAUUACAAUCAGCAGAUCACAACAUUGCAGCUGAAUAAACUUUGAAUUCCAGCAUCUGCUGCCACUCUUGUGUUUCUUUUGAGACUUUCAGUAUUUGAGUCAUCAUGGCCUUACAGAACAUUGGUGCCAGUAACAGUGAUGAUGCCUUCUACAGGUAUAAGAUGCCUAAAAUGGUUACCAAAAUUGAGGGCAGAGGUAAUGGCAUCAAAACAAAUAUUGUCAAUAUGGUUGAUAUUGCAAAAGCAUUGGCAAGGCCAGCUUCAUACACAACAAAGUAUUUUGGUUGUGAGCUUGGAGCUCAAUCAAAAUUUGAUGAGAAAACUGGGACUUCUCAUGUUAAUGGGGCACAUGAUACUGCAAAACUUGCUGGCCUUCUUGAGAACUUCAUUAAGAAAUAUGUCCAGUGUUAUGGUUGUGGAAAUCCUGAAACUGAGAUCUUAAUUACUAAGAACCAGAUGAUUCAGCUGAAAUGCGCUGCUUGUGGUUUUGUGUCUGAUGUUGAUAUGAGAGACAAGCUGACUACCUUCAUCAUUAAGAACCCUCCAGAAGUAAAGAAAGGAUCUAAAGACAAGAAGGCCAUGAGGAGAGCUGAGAAGGAAAGACUGAAAGAAGGUGAAUUAGCUGAUGAGGAACAGAAAAAAAUAAAGAAAGAUGUUAAGAAGAAAGGAACCACAUCUUCUAAGGAUGGCACAACAAAAUCUACCUCUUCAAGGAAAAAGGCAAAUGGCUCUGAUGAAGACCGAACAUCUCCUCCUCGCAGUCAAAUUGAUGAGAAGGAAGAGGCUCAUGAUGAAGAAGAUGACGAUGAUGUACAAUGGCAAACAGAUACAUCACUGGAGGCUGCUCGACAACGUAUCCAAGAACAGUUAAGUGCUGUGACAGCCGAUAUGGUCAUGCUCUCCACAAAUGAACCAGAGAAGAAGGAGAAAGCACCGACUAAGGUAAGCAACAAUUCUGAUAAUGGUAACUCCAUGCCCUACAGGACACUGGUCGGGGAAGUCAAAGCAGAUUUGAAUAAAGGUGUUGCAGCAAAGGAGUUGCUGUCCCAUCUGGCUGCACUUCCUGGAUCUGCUCAGGAGAAGAUGAGCGCUCUGUAUGAAGCCCUUUUUGAGGGCAUUGAGAAAGGGUUUGCCAAAGAAGCUAUUAAGAAAAAGAGCUACCUCGCCGCUGCAGUUGCUGAGGAAGAGGGUUUACAGUUGUUAUUGCUGCGUGCAAUUGAGGAAUUUUCUGGCAAGUCCACAUCCAAUGCGUUGAAGGAGGUUGGCCUGGUUCUGAAGGCACUGUACGAUGCUGAUGUCCUGGAGGAAGAGCACAUAGUGCAGUGGUAUCAAAAAGGGCUGAAGGGUGAUCAUAAGAACUCGCAGAUUUGGAAGAAUGUCCAACCUUUCAUUGAUUGGCUUCAGAAUGCAGAAUCAGAAUCGGAGGAAGAAUAAAAUGCUUGAACUGUUUACUUUUGCUUUGCUUGUGUCUUUUGUUCCAAAUAAAGGGUCUGGUCCCUAGUGGUGUUGAUCGUUGUUCUAAAACUUACUUGUGAUGUGUACUUUCGUGUCUGUACUUGCGUAAAAUUAUGUUCUGAGAUUGUGGAUCGUGCGUAGUAUUAUUGUGUUUGACUUUUGUCUUGGUUGUUUUUUACUAUAGCUCUUCCGUCUUCAUUGCAUUAAGUUAUGUGAAAACACUUAGCAUAAUGUGUCCUUGGACCUUGGCCUUCGUUGUUAUUCGAUGCUUGUCUCUGGAGAAACUGCCGUAUAACUCUUGCUGCACAUUUGAAAGAAUGGUAGAAUUCCUUCCAUGAUUGUCCGGUUGCGUGAGAAGAAAACUAAGGAAAACAAUAAGCGUUACAAUAAAAAGAACGCAGUGCUGGAGCCACGAGAUGUUUUUGUUGCUAUUUUUUAAAUGAAGAUCAAACUUUCAUCU
This is a messenger RNA of Abrus precatorius (Indian licorice), 2292 nucleotides long. RefSeq names its product eukaryotic translation initiation factor 5-like. Gene Ontology annotation, cellular component: cytosol. The record is from RefSeq and is a predicted model, not a curated record. The transcript has 2 exons. Gene Ontology annotation, molecular function: GDP-dissociation inhibitor activity; translation initiation factor activity; eukaryotic initiation factor eIF2 binding. Gene Ontology annotation, biological process: formation of cytoplasmic translation initiation complex; translational initiation; formation of translation preinitiation complex. NCBI's taxonomy places the organism in Eukaryota, Viridiplantae, Streptophyta, Magnoliopsida, Fabales, Fabaceae. The coding region runs from base 483 to 1811 and encodes 442 amino acids.